UGCUUCGGGACUAUUGUGUAGUGAUAUAAAACCUUAAAGCGUGCUUCCCAUCGGACAAGGAUAGAAGCCGGCACGCCGAAAAGAACAGGCACAAAAUAACACCGAAACACAAUAUUUGGAUACGAACAAAGAUGCCAGAAAAUCAAGCUAUGGAGGAGGGUGAAGUUGAGACCUUCGCUUUCCAAGCAGAGAUUGCUCAGUUGAUGAGCUUGAUUAUCAACACCUUCUACUCCAACAAAGAGAUCUUUCUUCGUGAAUUGAUUUCCAACUGUUCCGAUGCUCUGGACAAAAUCCGUUAUGAAAGCCUCACUGAUCCUUCAAAGCUGGAUUCCGGCAAAGACCUAGAGAUUAAGAUUGUCCCAAACAAAGAUGACAACACCCUGACCAUCAGCGACACGGGAAUCGGAAUGACCAAAGCCGAUUUAGUAAACAAUCUUGGAACCAUCGCACGUUCUGGAACCAAAGCUUUUAUGGAGGCUCUGCAAGCUGGUGCAGAUAUUUCCAUGAUUGGACAGUUUGGUGUAGGUUUCUAUUCAGCCUACCUGGUAGCCGACAGAGUUGUGGUAGAGACGAGGAACAACGACGAUGAACACUACGUCUGGGAAUCAUCCGCUGGCGGUUCUUUCACUGUCAGAAGUGGUGAUGGCUCGUUCAACAGAGGAACACAAAUCACCUUGCACAUGAAAGAAGAUCAAGCUGAAUAUCUUGAAGAAAAGAAGGUGAAAGAAAUUGUCAAAAAACACAGUCAGUUUAUCGGCUACCCAAUCAAACUCCAAGUCGAAAAGGAAAGGGACGUUGAAGUGUCUGAUGAUGAGGAAGAAGAAGAAAAGAAAGAAGAGGACAAAGAUGCUGAAAAGAAUGAAGAUGAGAAACCAAAGGUCGAAGACCUAGAUGAUGAAGAUGAUGAUGAUGCAGACAAAUCAAAAGACAAGAAAAAGAAGAAAAUCAAGGAGAAGUAUAUGGAGGAUGAGGAAUUGAACAAAACAAAACCAAUCUGGACCCGAAACCCUGAUGACAUCACACAGGAAGAGUAUGGCGAGUUCUACAAGUCUCUGACAAAUGACUGGGAGGAUCAUUUGGCAGUCAAGCAUUUCUCUGUGGAAGGUCAGCUGGAAUUCCGAGCAUUACUAUUUGUUCCAAGGAGAGCACCAUUUGACCUGUUUGAGAACAAGAAGAAGAAGAAUAACAUCAAGUUGUAUGUGAGGAGAGUAUUUAUCAUGGACAAUUGUGAUGAGGUGAUUCCAGAAUACCUCAACUUUGUCCGAGGUGUUGUUGACUCUGAAGAUCUACCAUUGAACAUUUCAAGAGAAAUGCUCCAACAAAGCAAAAUCCUCAAAGUCAUCAGAAAGAACCUGGUGAAGAAAUGCAUGGAACUGUUUGAUGACAUUGCAGAAGACAAGGAGAACUAUAAGAAAUUUUAUGAACAGUUUGCAAAGAACCUGAAGCUUGGAAUUCAUGAAGACACAACAAACAGAAAGAAGAUUGCAGACUUCCUGCGGUACCAUACGUCCCAGUCUGGAGAUGAAAUGACCUCAUUUAAGGAAUAUGUCUCGAGGAUGAAGGAAAACCAGAAGAGCAUUUACUACAUUACAGGUGAGAGCCGAGAGGUUGUCCAAAGUUCAGCAUUCGUAGAAAAUGUAAAGAAGAGGGGCAUUGAGGUAAUCUACAUGGUGGACCCCAUUGAUGAAUACGCAGUACAGCAGUUGAAGGAAUAUGAGGGAAAGGCCCUUGUAUCUGUGACAAAGGAAGGGCUGGAAUUACCAGAGGAUGAAGAGGAGAAGAAGAGGUUUGAGGAAGCUACUGCCGCAUAUGAAGGACUUUGUAAAGUUAUUAAAGAAAUCCUCGACAAGAAGGUUGAAAAGGUAACCGUUUCAAACAGACUUGUCACAUCACCCUGUUGUAUUGUAACAAGUCAGUAUGGUUGGUCUGCAAACAUGGAGAGAAUCAUGAAAGCACAGGCUCUGAGAGAUUCCUCAACGAUGGGAUACAUGGCUGCCAAGAAACACCUAGAAAUUAAUCCAGAUCAUGCCAUCGUAAAGUCUCUGAAGGAGAAAGCUACUGCUGACAAAAAUGACAAAUCUGUGAAAGAUCUUGUUCUGCUUUUGUUUGAAACCUCUAUGCUAGCAUCAGGAUUUUCUUUGGAGGAGCCUGGAACCCAUGCAAACAGAAUCCACAGGAUGAUCAAACUUGGACUUGGAAUUGAUGACGAUGAAGCUGGAUCACCAGACACCCCAGAUGAGAAUGCUGAAGAACCCCCACCAUUGGAAGGGGAUGAAGAUGAUGCUUCAAGAAUGGAAGAAGUGGAUUAAAUACUCUGUAGUCGUUACUAAAUAAUACUUCAGCAAUGGACCAUUGAGCAAAACGUGUUCAUGCGAGAUAAAUACCCUUUGGACAUCGUAGUGAUGCAAAUUUGGCAUUUCUUCUCGUUAGACAUUCCAUCUUGGGACUAUUAUUGAUUUUUGACAUUUUUAUCACUAUUUGCAGUUCUUUAUUAAGAAGAAUUUAACUUCUUUUUAAGGAAAAACAACAUGAACAACAGAAACAUUGAACGUCUGGAAACUCUUAGCUGAAUACAUUAUCCAUAAUAGUUCUGUACCAAUAAUUUAUCAUCCAUCAUAGUUCAGUUCCAAUCAUUAACAUCACCAUUUCCACAUUUUCACCUGUGAUUUUUUUUUUACUUGUCAGCUGUUUUGUGUUUCAAAAAUAAUAAAAAGAACAAAAAAAUUGAAAACCUA
Pecten maximus is the source of this 2735-nucleotide messenger RNA. RefSeq names its product heat shock protein HSP 90-beta-like. Gene Ontology annotation, biological process: protein stabilization; cellular response to heat; protein folding. Lineage: Eukaryota; Metazoa; Mollusca; Bivalvia; Pectinida; Pectinidae. The record is from RefSeq and is a predicted model, not a curated record. The transcript has 7 exons. Gene Ontology annotation, molecular function: ATP hydrolysis activity; ATP binding; disordered domain specific binding. Gene Ontology annotation, cellular component: cytosol; perinuclear region of cytoplasm; protein-containing complex. The coding region runs from base 132 to 2309 and encodes 725 amino acids.